Molecule: messenger RNA, 2712 nt
Organism: Heterocephalus glaber (naked mole-rat)
Lineage: Eukaryota; Metazoa; Chordata; Mammalia; Rodentia; Bathyergidae
Gene: Zfr2
Product: zinc finger RNA binding protein 2
Cellular component (GO): precatalytic spliceosome
Molecular function (GO): zinc ion binding; single-stranded RNA binding; double-stranded RNA binding
Source: RefSeq, a predicted model, not a curated record
CACUGGGGGUGGGACAGAUGACGUCACCGGCCACCGGUUUGGGGAAGACGCCAAGAUGGCGGCGAGCAGCUCCUCCCGCUUCGCGCAGUCCAGCACGGAGCCUCCCUCGGCCUUUCCCCUCCAGGCCUCUGGGGCUACCUACACUGCUCUCGGGGAGGACCCUGCUGCCCAGCCACCAGGGCCCAGUGCCCCAACCUCCCAGGGCAGUCACAGCUCCAGACGGUCACCAGCCAGCAGCAGCUCCCAGGACAGACAGGACUCACCCUGCCGGCCAGGACCGAGCUCCCCCGGCUAUGAUUCGUCUGUGUCCUCGGCAGCCAGGGGUCCCAGCAGACUACCGAAGCCCAGGGUGGGCACCAGACAGCCCCAGCUCCACUACUGCCACAUCUGCAGGGUCAGCUGUGCCGGGCUGCAGACCUACCGGGAGCACCUGGACGGGCAGAAGCACCGGAAGAAGGAGGCGGCUCAGAGGCCUGACGGCAACUCGCUGUACUGCGACCUGUGCUCCGUGUCCUGCACUGGGGAGGACGCCUACGACGCGCACAUCCGGGGUGCCCGGCACCAGAAGGUGUUCAAGCUGCACACCAGGCUGGGAAAGCCAAUUCCCACCAUCGAGCCCGCGCCCAGGAGCGGCUCCCGCGCCCCGCACAGCGCCGCCCGCGAAGACUCGGGAGACUCCGGCGCGCGCGCCCCCGACGGGCCCGAGCCUGCCCGGAGACGUCUGGCCUCCACCGUGCACGUCGCGGGGCCUCUCGAGCCACUGACAGUGUGCAGCAGACCCCAGGAGGGAACAGCAGCACAGUCCAAGUCGGAGGGGCCCGGAGAAACGGCUGCCUGGAGGGGCUCCGAGGAAGCCUCUGCGGGGGGCUGGGUUGCAGAGCCGGUGGGCCCGGAGUUCGUGGAGGAGGUGUGCAACGAUCAAGGGAAAGUGAUUCGCUACCGCUGCAAACUGUGCCAGUGCAACUUCAACGACCGCAACGCCAAGGACCUGCACCUGCGGGGGCGGCGGCACCGGCUGCAGUACCGGAGGAAAGUGGACCCCAGCCUGCCCCUUGUCACGGGGCCCAGCCGGCUGAAGAAGCUGCGGGAGGACCAGGCGCGCAAGCAUCGGCAGCUGAUGCAGCGGCAGCUGGAGGAGACCAGAAAGCGCUGGGAGGCAGAGCUGAGGCCCCACGAGGUGCACUACAGGGACCAGAAGAAGGAGCUGAGGCCCCAGGAUGAGGAGCAGCCACUCUCAUCCCCUGCCUGGGCCCUUCCAUCCCCUGCGGACAGGCCGAAGACACCGGCAGCCCGGGCCCAGGCCAAGCGGCGGCCGGAGACCAGCGAUGACCGCCACGUCAUGUACAAGCACGCGGCCAUCUACCCCACAGAAGCAGAGCUGCAGGCCAUCCAGAAGGCCGUGUCGCAUGUGGAGCGGGCCCUCAGGCUGGUGUCCGACCUGAUGACCGAGGAGGACACUGAGAGCUUGGGGGAGUGCAGCUUGGCAUCCUCUCCGCGGGUCCUGAAGGGUGUCAUGCGGGUUGGCAUCCUGGCCAAGGGCCUGGUCCUGCGGGGCGAACGGAACGUGCGGCUGACCCUGCUCUGCUCCCAGAAGCCCACGCGUGCUUUGCUGUGCAGAAUCGCUGAGCGGCUGCCCCAGCAGCUCCUGAUGGUGAGCGAUGACAAGUACGAAGUCUCCUCUGACCCCGAAGCCAGCGUUGUCAUCUCCUCCUGUGAAGAGCCCAGGAUGCAGGUCACCGUGUCCAUCACCUCACCCCUGAUGCGACAGGACCCCUCUGCGGACCAAGAAGAAGAGGAGGAAGCGCAGCCCGACCCAGACAUCCUGAGCCCCGAGAAGUGCCUGGAGUCCCUGGCUGCCCUCCGCCACGCCAAGUGGUUCCAGGCGAGAGCCAGCAGCCUGCAGCCCUGUGCGAUCAUCAUCAGGGUCCUGCGGGACCUCCGCCAACGAGUGCCCACGUGGGGGGCCCUACCAGCCUGGGCCAUGGAGCUCCUGGUGGAGAAGGCACUGAGCAGCGCAUCCCGGCCCCUGAGCCCCGGGGACGCCAUUCGGCGGGUCCUGGAGUGCGUGGCCACGGGCACGCUCCUGGCAGACGGACCUGGGAUCCAGGAUCCCUGUGAGAAAGACCGGAUGGACGCGCUCGACUCCAUGACGGAGCAGGAGCGGGAGGAUGUGACGGCCAGUGCCCAGGGUUCCAUCUGUGGGGACCCGGGGAGCAGAGCCUGGCAGAGCGUCCUGAUAAGACCCCGUCACUCACAGCACGCCCUGAGAAUGGUGGCCUUCCGGCAGAUCCACAAGGUCCUCGGCAUGGAACCCCUUCGGCCCCGGCCGCGCUUCCGGAAGAGGCCUCGUGAGACCAAGGUCGAGGAAGGCACACGGGACAGAAAGCGGGGGCGGCAGGGUGGAGAGGGGCUGGUGUGAGCCACCCCAGGGUCCUCAUGCCCCUCUGUAUACCUGGGCGGGCCCACACCUGGGUGCAGGUGCACACAGACAGCUGCUGCUUGGUCCCUGACAUGGGACAGGGAAAUUUUCCUUUUUUAGUCAUGUUCUGUCUGUUUCCUUCCAAAUACCUGAGAAGUCACACUGGGUGGCCCCAAGGGCUCCUCCCUUGCCCAAAGCCCUGUCUCCCAAUGGCUGAGCCCAAACACUGGUAUUUCUUGGUGGCUUUGAACACCCCUGCUGUGUGUGCACUUAAAAUAAAGUAGGUGACCCGU